Panicum hallii is the source of this 792-nucleotide messenger RNA. Its product is annotated as predicted GPI-anchored protein 58. The transcript is spliced from 2 exons. The record is from RefSeq and is a predicted model, not a curated record. Bases 1 to 792 code for a protein of 263 amino acids. NCBI's taxonomy places the organism in Eukaryota, Viridiplantae, Streptophyta, Magnoliopsida, Poales, Poaceae.
AUGUGCGCAGAGGAAUUGACCGAUGAUGCCACGCUCAUCCAGGUCAAGCGGGUGCUGCUGGAUGUGAACACAGUUCCCUACAUCCCGGAGCUAUUCUCUGCACAAAAUCCUCCAGAGCCGCGUUGCCUGGAUCCACUUUGCUCCUCCUGCACCGCGUGCUUGCGCCGCGCCAGCUCUGCUCCUGCGCUCACCCGCUCACACUCAUCUCCCGAGCCGCGCGCACCUGCUCGCCCACAUCCAGCGUGCCUCCACUCGGGCCGCUCGCCCAGCAACCGCGCCGCCUGGGCUCUGACCGCCCAGCGCCCGCGCCUGGCGCUGCCCACCACGCCGUGUACUGCUGCCCGCGCUUGCCCGGACCUGCCGCUCCCUGCCGGGGCCCGCCUAGCGCAGCGCCACUCGCUCUGCUUCACGCGUCGCAACCGCCUGCGCCAGCCAUCGAGCGCCGGCCCACCUACUCCUGCCGCUCGCCCCCCUGCGACGCUCACCGCGCCAGCUCGCCAGCGCCUCCUGCCGUGCGCGCGCCCCGCCGCCAGCUGCGCGUCGCACGCCACCCGCGCUGAGCCACCACCUGCGCGCGCCGCCAGCCCGCUGCCGCCCUCGAGCCCGCGCGCGCUGCGCCCUGCCGCGCCCGAACCAAGCCGCCCGGCCUUCGCGCACGCCGGCGCUCGGGCCUGCGCCCGCGUGGGGCCGCCCGCGCGCCACCAGCUGCCGGCCGAGCCCACGCCGGCCUGCAGCAAGCAAAGGGAGGGAGGUGGGGAGAGGAUAAGGGAGAGAAAAUGUGACUGCCAGUGA